Babjeviella inositovora NRRL Y-12698 is the source of this 7680-nucleotide messenger RNA. RefSeq names its product protein kinase (gene MEC1). The record is from RefSeq and is a predicted model, not a curated record. The coding region runs from base 419 to 7561 and encodes 2380 amino acids. The transcript has a single exon. Gene Ontology annotation, molecular function: protein serine/threonine kinase activity; protein binding. Gene Ontology annotation, biological process: DNA damage checkpoint signaling; telomere maintenance; protein phosphorylation. Lineage: Eukaryota; Fungi; Ascomycota; Pichiomycetes; Serinales. Gene Ontology annotation, cellular component: nucleus.
UGUCUUAGCGUGUUUUUGGUGUUUUUUUUCUUCGAUAAAUACCAAGAUUGCCUGCACGUAUCUCUUUCCUGGAAUCUGCCCAUCUUCAACCAGUCUCGGCGGCUAGCAGAUCGCACCACAAAAACUCCACCAGCCGCCAAGCUCCUCUCACUGUAUUACACAACUCAGACGUGCCCAGGUCCACUCCAUCUGCAUAGCGCUUUCUUUAAGGCCCAACACUCCAACCUCCAAGUUUCUCAAGCAAAAAUCCUCUCACUCGGCGGUAAACUACUCCCAUUUUACACCCUCAACAUCGCUUUCCUUAUAGCGUUCUGGCGGCUACCUAUUUAUCUACCUAUUCCAUUUAAGGCAUCAUUCGCUCGUUUAAACUUGCUUCGGCGGCUAAAUACGGUGGCAACCCCCAUUUCAACCCCCCAUCAUGCCCACAAUACUCACGCCGACCCGACAAGACUACAUCAACAAGCUCUUUGUCAAAAUCAUUAACCUGAGCCCCGGUGAUGAGCUCAGCGAGGAACACGCGGUGCAGAUCCUCAAUACGCUCAGCGGGCAGCUCGCACGCAUCCCGCCUGAUGACGCGAUCUUCACGCAGACGGCCGCACGGCAGGUUUUGGUGCGCAUGUUUGUUCUCAUCACCACGAUUCUCGAGCGAAAGCCAGAGCUACUUCUCAAAAAGGACAAGGUUGCAACGCUCCCCACCCCGAGACCAGGAUCCGCGCUUCCCUUUCAGGUCCUCGCAGAGUGUAUGCUUCCGUUUCUUGCCGCAUGCGACGCCGUCGCGAGCCAAUGCCGCAAACACCUACUGGCGCUCUUCGCGUUGGUCUCGCAUCACCACCCCGCGCACCGCGCACAGCUCACCGUGUAUCUUGUCGCAGAUCUCCUCGAGCAACGUCUCACGGUAUUGCUCUUGCCCGCGACGCUCGCGCGCUUGUAUGCGUUCCGUGCGGAGUUGCGCGUCACGGGCGAGUUGUUCACGUUGGUCACCGACGCGGACUUUCGCAUGCACCGUGUACCACACUUGGCGGUCCAGCCCGGAGCGCGCUGGGAGCUGCUCGGCCGCAAGCUCUGGUACUUGCUCCAGCACUUUGACGCUAACUUCACACACGUAGAUGCGCGUGGUGAACCCGCGGCCGCGGAUCAGUUCGUAGGCCGCGCGAAGGCGCGCUACCUUGCAGGCCUUGUGGCCAACUCGCUUGCGGACGCGCGCGACUACGCGCUGGUACUUGUUGGCCCCGACCCGCUUCCGUUGAUCAGUGAGAUGGUAUUCCAGGGGGUUUCGUACCCGGUCCUCCGCUCCGAAAUCAUCGUUUCGGUAUUCAAAAUACUCGCGCACGCACGCCUUCAGGACCAAGACGGUGGUGAAUCAUGCCGCGUGCGCCAGUUUGCCGCCUCCUUCAACGUGGAGCACUUUCUCGCCAUGGAAGCUUACAGUGACGGACAGGAAAUGGCCAAAAUGCUAGCCAUCAUCAGGCAUGUUUUGAAAGACUGCUUGUCCGAGUACGAGGAAUACCAAACAGAUGGAGAGGACGGAAAUAUGGAGGGUGUUGCCGCGCUUGUUUCCACGCCGUUUGGCGACGCGGAGAUUGAUUCUCAUGCCCAGGCGUUACUCCGCUUGGUAGGUCCCACGCUGGUGGCACACCAAGUUGCACAUUUGCUUGAAGACCCCAGCCUUGUAGAGGCCCUCACGCACACUGCUCUCAAAGACGUGCUCGAGGCGUGGGUCCUUCGUGCGGAGCUGGAACUCGGUGAAGCCUCCCAACUCGGUCUCGUUCGCGCAAUCGGCAACUUCCUGUGCUUGUACUCAGAAAACUAUGAUCUCGUCCGCAGGCUCUGCGUGCGCUGCGAAGAGGGAAACCCGAACAGGCUCGCAAUGGACACCGCAAUUGACACGGCGAUGCGGGUCCUCCUGGAGAUUAUAAAAACGGCCGAGCACGACCCCGUUAUGACUGCCGCAGUGCUUUUAACGCUCACAAAGCUCUUUACCGCGUAUACCCCGGCCGUGUCGAUCUCUGCGAUAUCCCCCCCUAUCCAGCCCGCCAAAGCCUCUACCCAAGCCGCGAAUGCCUCAACCGAUGCUUCGACUUUGGCUGUUGCUUCGACGCUUUACCGGUACGUUUUCUCCGCGCUCACGUCACCCGUGCGCGAGGCGCGCGUUCUCGCAGCGCACCUCGUACCACUUCUUCUUGCAGGCGUGGACGACAACGCAGACUUGCGCGCGCUCAGCGAUGUUCUAGGAAGUAUUACGUACCGCGAUCAGCCGCAUCUCGCGGAGGUCAUCAUCAUGACGUGGGGUGGCGUCGCGGCGAGCGUAGACGGCGACGGGCUCCUCCUCGCGCUCUGCAUGCUCGUGGACUUUAUGGGCUCCUCGAACCCGUACCACCAAACGAUGGCGUUCCACCAGUUGCGCGCGGUGAGUCUCCACCGUGGCAAGAAGGCGCCGUAUCAGCUUCUUUCACCGUUCUGGCCGGUGAUCAGUUUUAUGGUGGUCAAGACGAUGCACCAGGGGUCGCGCGUGUUGCUCGAGCGCGUCAGCGAGCUCGUGGCACUCUCGCCACGGCUGCUCCUCCAACGCACCGCACCGUACACUGUCGCGCAUGCGUUGACCAUGUACAAAUGCGACGUCCUCCAGGAGAUUGCGCUGGCGUGCGACAAGAGCAAGUUCCAACUCACGUGGGAGUGGAAGGACCGCUGUCUCGCGAAGCUCCUCAUGGACUGGGAUGCGGUUGAUGAGCACCGCAUUAUGACGGUGUUACGCAACGCGUGUCCUGAGUACACGGCGGAGUUUGAGGCUGGCGGUAACAAGCUCGAUUGUAUGAUCACCGUGAACACCGCUGUCUGGGAGGUGUUGAAGUUCUACGCGGAUAACGAUCCUGAAGAUGCCUCUGAUGCGUUGUCCGGAAAGGUGGUGCAGCGGAUCCGCACAGCCUUGACGUUUCUCGCGGGGAAGUACGGCACGUACCACGGUUCGGACUCGCUCCUCCUGUUCUUCCGCACGAACAUUUUGGGUGUGGUGCAGAACUUUUCCGAGGCAAUCAACGACACCAAGGGCACCCAGCCCAUGCUAGAGAAGGAGCGCGCGUUAUGUGCAAUCGAGUGCAUGGUGCAGCUCUGUGGCGACGCGGUGGUGCCGGCGUUGCCGCAGAUCAACACGUGUCUCCAGGCAAGUAUGGAAGUGCCACGCUUAACCAUUCGCGCGCUCCAGUGCUGGACUGCCCUUGUGCGCACGUUGAAGGACAAGGACCUCACAUCGUUGGUGCACAGCAUUCUUGGAAUCGUACUUGAGAAGUGGGAUGGGUUCGCGCGCGAGUGCCGGCGCGAGGCCACGGGCGUGCUCAGGCUCAUCUUUGCGCGCGAACACUUAGUGCAGCGCGGCGGCUUCCUCAGCUACAUGUUCACAUUGGCGAGCUUCCCCGACCUCAUCGAUGUCUACGGCAAGCAGAACCUCCUCUUGAAGCAGAAGCAGAACAAGUUGUCGGCGGCGUACGACCUACUCGAAGACAUCUGCAAGCGCGCGGGCAAUGACAACGCGUACGUGGUCUCGCUCGCACUCAAAGACCUCUUCAACUACUUGCGGCAGUACCAGCUCGAGUUCCACGACAUCUACUUGCGUAAGAAGACGUUCCGCCACAAGCUCGUGCCGAGCUUGGUCAGUACGUUGCUCGCAGUCGCCGACCGGUACAAGACCGCCCACGGCGACCUCGCGACGCGCGCGGCCGAGUGCUUGGGCCAGAUCGGCUUCUUGGACCCCACGCGCUUUGAGGCGCCCGAGUCCGCCGCACGAAGCCAGUUGAUCAUUGUCGAGGACUUUGCCGAUAAGAAUGAGUUGACGUACUUCCUCCUCCGAUUUGUCAACGACGUACUCGUAAAACGCUUCUGGGCCGCAUCAGAGCCGCACACGCAGUUAUUUCUCGCGUAUGCGAUGCAGGAGUACCUCAAGCGCAUGGGACUCGAUGACGCCGCGGUCGCCGCGGUCGCCGGCGCCAAGAAGGAGAGCGAGGCCGCGGGCAGUGGGAUGGUGUGGCGCAUCUGGAACACCUUCGACGACACCGCGCAGUCCAUCCUCACGCCGUUGUUGAGCUCGCGCUACACCAUCAAGAAGAGCGCGCACGAGUUGGGCUCGUAUCCGUUUUUCAGUGUGGGCGAGCGCCAUGCCACGUGGCUCCGCGCGUUCACGCUCGACAUGCUCCGCCGCGGCGAUCCCGCCCACACCGACGACUCCAACGCACAGCACAUCUUCUUCGUGUGCACAUUUCUCGUCAAGGACACGGACCUUACCGUGUGCCGCCACAUCUUACCCUACGCGGUAUUGCACAUGGUGGUGACAGGCGACGCGGCGACGCGGGCGAAUAUCCGCGCGGAGUUGGUGCUUAUUCUCCAAACAGACCUCGCCGCGUUGCACCACCACAGUGACAUUGACAAUAUGAAGUCGUUUCUUGAGACGGUAUUUGCGAUCAUGGACUACUUGAAGAAGUGGGUGGCCGAGGCGAACCGGUACUUAAAGCGCGGGAAGCUGGUGGACCGCGCCAAGAUCCGGGUCGUGGAGGAGCUUGUGGAUAGUAUUCCAAAAGACUUGCUCGCCAAACGGUCCGCGCAGGCGGGGUCGUUUGAACGCGCAAUUCUCUACCUUGAGCAGUGCUGGGCGAGCCUCCCGGCCCUCGAUGGAAAGACCGACGAGGCCCUGGAGCACCUCCAGAGCGAAAGCGUGGCGGGACUCAACCUUGUGCAGACGCUCCAGUCCAUGUAUGCGAGCAUCGACGACGUGGACGCGCUCAAUGGGGUUCUCACGAGCUUCACGACCCAAACGCUCGACGACAAGCUCUUGCAGUUCAAGUACAACGAUAACUGGAAGAUGGCACAGGAGUCAUACGAAGCGCUCGCACACGACGCCGACACGGCCAAGAGCUUUGAGAAUAGCUCGCGGCUUCUUGAGUCGUUCAACAAGCACGCCCUCUACAACCGUACGUUGUCCAGCUUGGACAACCGGCUCACAGCCCUCGCAGACGAUGCGUUUCCGCGCGCGUGGGUCAACUACGGUCUCGAGGCGGCAUUGCACUCAGGCGAGGAGCCGACACUCCGCAAGUGGGCGUUUGUAGCGGACUCCGUGGCGCCGCUCCGCGACCCACUCUCGCUCACGAUGUACAACGUGGCACAGGCGUUGGUGGCGCUCGGCACGGGCGAUGUGGCUGCCCUGCGCCUGCACCUCCGUGCGGGCUACCGCAGCGCGGGGGCGGGAUUGUCACGCGCGAAGGACGUUUCCGCGUUGGCCAACAAGCCGUUCUUCACGCUCCUCCAUGCGAUCCACGACAUUGAUGAACUCGUUCUGACGACACACGCGAAGUUUGACAACUCGCGGCGGAGCCUCAGCGCGCGCCUUGCAAACGUGGGCGAUGACUUCAGUACGAACUGGCAGCUCCUAUCGAUGCGCAAGGUUACGGAGUUGCUCGCGAAGCGCGCGUAUGUGGACGCAGACGUCGCUGAUAUCUGGCUCACGAUGGCGCGUGUGUCGCGCAAGCACGCACGCUUCGACCUCUCCACCAAGGCACUCAUGAACGCCAUGGUGGUCAAGCACCCGAAGACCGACUUGGAGAACGCCGAAAUGCUUUGGGCGCAGGGCGACCACCCCAAGGCACUCAAGUUGAUUGAGACGCUCCGCGGUGACACUAACGGUGCCGCCCGCGAUCGUGCGGCCGUGCAGUUGAUGUACACCCAGUGGCUCGACGUGUCGUCCAGCAGUAACACCACAACUAUCGUGCAAGAGUUUGCGCGUGCGAUUGAGCUCGACAACGUGUGGGAGGAGUCGUACUUUCACCUCGCCAAAUACUGCAACAAGGUGUUGGAUGCGACACGGGCGUUGCCGGUGGAGCGCACUGCGCGCGAAGACUUCAGCGGCGAGUUUGAGAAGAAGGUGGUGCACAAUUACGGGCGUGCGAUCCUGUGCGGGCCCAAGUACUUGUACGAGGCGCUUCCGAAGUUGGUGACGAUCUGGUUGGACUUUGCGGCGGCGUUUCGCGACGUUCCCAAGACGUUUGAGCGUCAGCGCAAGGAGAUUGCGGACAAACGUGGAGCGAGCCUUUACAGUAUUCUCCAGGACAUUAGCGCGAUCCUCGCGCGCGUGCCGGCGUUCUACUGGUACACGGUGUUCCCACAGAUCCUCUCGCGGAUCUGCCAUCCGUCCGAGGAGACACGCAACUUGUUGGUGAAGAUCGCGGCAACGGUCGCGAGCGAGUAUCCCAAGCACGCGCUCUGGUCGAUCCUUGCGCAGGCCAAGUCGGUGCUGAACGACCGGCUGGAGCGCGGGCGCGAGGUGUUGAAUGCGGUCGCACGCGCAACGCCCGCAAAGAGCCUCGCGCAUGCGAAACAGCUCUUCGACCUGCUCUUUGCGGUUACGGACCUCGUGUUGCCCAAGGAAGCGCGCAAGUGCUCCUUGCGUGAUGCGGGCUUCCCACACGCAUUGCUUCCGUGCGCAGAGUUGGUGGCGCCGUUGAAGCAAAACUUCACGGUGACGCUUCCCGCGUCGCCCGCGGCGGUGAAGAACCACACACCAUUCCCACAGACGUCGACCGUGACGUUCGCGCGCGUUGAGGACCAGGCGGACGUGAUCACGUCGCUCCAGCGGCCUAAACGGCUCUUCUACACGGGCUCUGACGGCCGCCGCUACAGCAUGUUGUGCAAGAAGGACGAUGUACGCAAGGACUCCAAGUUCAUGGACUUGACAGUGGUGCUCAACCGGAUGUUGACGGCGAACUACGAGUGCGCGAAGCGCAAGUUAGAGAUCGAGACCUACGCGGUAGUGUCGCUCAACGAGGACCAUGGCAUCAUCGAAUGGGUGGACAACGUGAAGCCGCUCCGUACGCUCAUCGCGGACAAGCUCAAGUCGCUCGGGCACGCGUACAACUACGGUAAGAUCGGCAAGAUGCUCGCGGCGCUGUUGCCGUUCGCGGAACGGCGUGUGCACUUUGUGGAGAUUAUCGCCGAAUACCCCGUGGUGCUCCCGCACUGGUUCUGGGAGCAGUUCCUGGACCCCGUCGCGUGGUACCGCGCCCGCAGCCGCUAUGCGCGCUCGUGCGCAGUCAUGUCGAUGGUGUGCUACGUGCUCGGCAUCGGCGACCGCCACGGCGAGAAUUUGCUCUUCCGCCACACAGGCGCACUCAUGCACGUGGACUUUGACUGCAUCUUUGAGAAGGGCCUCACAUUGGCGGUGCCAGAGGUGGUGCCAUUCCGGUUGACGGCCAACAUGGUGGCCGCCCUCGGCAUCAGCGGUGUAGAGGGCACGUUUCGGCGCCUGGCGGAGUUGGCGAUGCUGUUGAUCCGCGAGAAUGAGACCACGUUGAUGAACCACUUGGAGAGUUUUAUAUACGAUCCGAUCAUGGACUGGACGCGUAAGGGAAAGGGCAAGAACACCCCGGACCAAGCCAUGCGUACCAUUAGACGGAAAAUCAGAGGGGUGCUUGACAGAGAGGGUCUCCCGAUGAGCGUUCAGGGCCAGGUGGAGCAUAUUGUGCAGGAGGCCACGUCGGUGGACAAGUUGUGCAAUAUGUAUCAUGGGUGGAUGCCAUAUAUGUAGUGGGUGCAGAUGCAAGUGCGUAGCACGAGCCUGAACCACAAAUGAAGCGACUGCGAAGUGAGUGGAUAGGAAAAGCCGCUAGAAUGGUAGAUAUGAAGCCAGGGCAAUCCUCAAUACUA